This is a messenger RNA of Lasiosphaeria miniovina, 1379 nucleotides long. Its product is annotated as mitochondrial targeting protein. Gene Ontology annotation, molecular function: Hsp70 protein binding; ATP binding. The transcript has 4 exons. Gene Ontology annotation, cellular component: cytoplasm; cytosol; nucleus. The coding region runs from base 108 to 1352 and encodes 414 amino acids. The record is from RefSeq and is a predicted model, not a curated record. Gene Ontology annotation, biological process: response to heat; protein refolding. NCBI's taxonomy places the organism in Eukaryota, Fungi, Ascomycota, Sordariomycetes, Sordariales, Lasiosphaeriaceae.
CGCCCAGGCACAGGCACAGGCACCCCUGCUACCAACAGCAGCAGCCUUGAACACUCCGCUCUCUCUCUGCACUUUAUUGCCCGUCAAACGGCCACCACAAAUUCGAGAUGGUCAAGGAGACCGCAUACUAUGACGUCCUCGGUGUCGCACCGACUGCCACCGAGGCAGAAUUAAAGAAGGCAUACAAGAUUGGCGCCCUGAAGUAUCAUCCUGACAAGAAUCAAGGCAAUCCGGCUUCCGAGGAUAAGUUCAAAGAAAUAUCAAAGGCCUACGAGAUCUUGUCAGAUUCCCAGAAGCGCCAAGUCUACGAUCAAUAUGGCGAGGCCGGUCUAGAAGGUGGUGCCGGCGGCGGUGGCAUGGCGGCCGAGGACCUGUUUGCCCAGUUCUUUGGCGGUGGCGGCGGCUUCGGCGGCGGUCUCGGCGGCAUGUUCGGUAGCGGUGGCAUGAACCACCAGCGCGCGCCUCCCAAGGCCAAGACAAUCCACCACACACACAACGUCUCGCUUGAGGACAUUUACCGCGGCAAGAUCUCUAAGUUGGCGCUGCAACGGUCUAUCAUCUGCCCUAAGUGCGAAGGCCGCGGCGGCAAGGAAGGCUCGGUACGACGAUGCAACUCUUGCGAGGGCCACGGCAUGAAGACGAUGAUGCGCCAGAUGGGUCCCAUGAUCCAACGCUUCCAGACGGUCUGCCCCGACUGCAACGGCGAGGGCGAGAUCUUCAAGGACAAGGACCGCUGCAAGCAGUGUGGCGGCAAGAAGACCAUCGUCGACAGAAAGGUGCUCCACGUUCACGUAGAUCGCGGUGUCAAAAGCGGCACCAAGGUCGAGUUCCGGGGCGAAGGCGACCAAGCGCCCGGCAUAAUCGCUGGAGACGUCGUGUUUCAAAUCGAGCAGAAGCCCCAUUCCCGCUUCACCCGCCGCGAUGACGACCUCCUGUACAACGCCGAGAUAGAGCUCGUCACAGCCCUCGCCGGCGGCACCAUUUAUAUCGAGCAUUUGGAUGACAGGUGGUUGAGUGUCGACAUCCUCCCUGGAGAGGCUAUUGCACCGAAUGCUGUGAAGAUGAUUCGCGGGCAAGGCAUGCCCUCCUACCGUCACCAUGAUUACGGCAGCAUGUACAUUCAGUUUGCUGUCAAGUUCCCCGAGAAGAACUGGACCACCAACCCGGAACACUUCGAUGCGCUAAGGCAAAUCCUCCCUGCCCCGGCCGUCGUCAAUAUUCCUCCGAAGGAGUCCAUGUCAGAGCCUGCGGAUCUCGAGGAUGUCGAGGGCGGCACAAAGGGCUUCAGCGGCGAGCACAUGGAGGAGGACGACGACCCCCAACCGGAGCGUGUCCAGUGCGCUUCACAGUAAAUGGAGCGGAGUCGAACGCUUGGAAGU